This is a messenger RNA of Helianthus annuus (common sunflower), 1926 nucleotides long. RefSeq names its product F-box protein At2g32560. The record is from RefSeq and is a predicted model, not a curated record. NCBI's taxonomy places the organism in Eukaryota, Viridiplantae, Streptophyta, Magnoliopsida, Asterales, Asteraceae. The transcript is spliced from 5 exons. Gene Ontology annotation, molecular function: protein binding. The coding region runs from base 591 to 1775 and encodes 394 amino acids.
UAUACUAAAUUAAUACGUAUUCUCUAUCUCUAUAUAUAUAUCACCUGUUUGAUAAAAGUCCCUAAAAAGAGCAAUACAUCAUAAUUCAUUUCUUUUUGUGGGUUUGAGCUGAGGGAAAAUUUGUUUUUUUUUUGAGCUGUUGGUGAGGGGGAAUUUGGUUCAAUCUCCCUCAUCUCCAGUCUCCAUCUUCACCCUUUUUCUCUUUGUUCAACCCACAAAAAGAUCUAAUCUUAAUUGCUUUGUUUCUUAAUUCUUCUUGUUUUUUAUGCUUUGGUUGUUGCAUCACACCUGUUUUUUGGUUCAAUCUUGAUCACCUAGAUUCAUAUCUGUUCCACAUUUGAUCAUUUUUUGUUCAUAUCUACAUCUUGUUUGUGUUGAUUUAAAUCUGAUCCCAUAUUCAUAGAUCUUUUAUAGGAUCUUUGUUUCCCCAUUGAGACAUAUUGUAAAUCUUUUUUCUUUGAGAAGACGAAGCCCACCCCGGGUUUGGUGGGCUUCGUAUAAAUCUUCAGAAGAAGAAAAAUAAACCCAUAAAUUUGAAAAAAAAAAUUUUUUUUUGAAAGAUUCUUCUUUCUCCAAAUUUUGAAAUCAAAAUGCUAAUCUACUUUGUUACUUUCGUCUCUUUUAUCUUCUUUUAUAAAUACUCUCUUCCCAUCAAGCAACUUCCACCAUGGUCUAACGAAACAAGACUGCUCUCUUUACAAUUCUUGGAAGAUUUAUCGAUCCUAUUUCCCUCGGUUAAAUCUUUAAAGAAUGCACUCUCUGUAUACUUCAACACAAAAAUGGCAUCAUCAAAGGCGAAAAGAAAAUGCUAUAGCAAGUUGAACACAAAUACAAUGGAGAAUGUCGAAACCACUACAACAGCAGAGUCGUCAAGUCUAUUGGAUUUGCCUGAUUUAGCAUUGGAAACCAUUCUUGAGAAGCUUGAGCCUGUUGACCUUUGUAAAAUGGCUUGUGUUUCAUCUCAAUUAAGGGAUAUGUGUUCGAGUGAGUACCUCUGGAAACAACAUAUGAAGCGGAAAUGGGGUAGAGUUUUCGGUUUUGUUGCCAAGAAGGAGUGGCUGUUACAUGUUGCAUCUCAAAAAAACAUUCUUGAUGGGGCGGAAAGAAGAGGCUUUUUGUCUAAACUCUGGCCUGUUAUGUUGUUUAAAUCUAGUGAUGAAAGAAAGUCGAGUCAGCCACGUGACACUUGUUCGGCUGUGUCAUGCUACAGAGCCCUUGAGACCGGGAGGUUUUGGUUUCCCGCUCAGGUUUUUAACCGUGAGAACGGGCAUGUUGGGUUUGUGAUGUCAAGCUAUGAUGCAGAGCUCAGUUAUGAUUCUCAAACCGAUACUUUCGAGGCUAGAUAUCCACCACAUGGGCAAAGGGCAGAGAGCGGGGUAACAUGGGAUAGGCUAAGGGAAGUUCCUGUUGAUAAUUCACCACAUGAUCUUCAUAUUUCAACAUGUUUAAAUGAUUUAAGACCCAAAGAUCACAUUGAGAUUCAAUGGAGAAGAAACAAACACUACCCUUACGGUUGGUGGUAUGGUGUUAUAGGGCACUUAGAAUCAUGUGAUGCUAAUAACACUUACUGCAGGUGCCACGAAAGCGAUAUGGUGGUGUUGGAGUUCAAGCAGUAUGCACCUGGUUCCCGAUGGAGACGUAUGACGCUCAACAGGAAAGAACAUCGUGAAGAAGGAACUGAGACCGAGGGGUUUUAUGGAGGAAUUAAAAAGCUAUGUAACAAGGAUGAGAUCACUAUGUGGCAAAGAUUUUGGCCGAAUGAUAUAUUGGAAUAACUAAGCAUAGCAAGUAGAGGUUAAGUUUUUUUAUAUCUUUUUGUAGGAUUAUAUUGGCUAAAUGGAGAUUAACACUCAUAUGGGUAUAACCCCAAAUGUGGUAUAACCUGCAAAUAUAAUCUUUUGGGAUAUAUACCUCCUUUUAGUCUAA